Messenger RNA from Pleuronectes platessa (European plaice), 1830 nucleotides. RefSeq names its product artemin. The record is from RefSeq and is a predicted model, not a curated record. NCBI's taxonomy places the organism in Eukaryota, Metazoa, Chordata, Actinopteri, Pleuronectiformes, Pleuronectidae. The transcript is spliced from 3 exons. Gene Ontology annotation, molecular function: glial cell-derived neurotrophic factor receptor binding; receptor tyrosine kinase binding; growth factor activity. Bases 1 to 747 code for a protein of 248 amino acids.
AUGGCAGAUGUGGUUUCAAAGGUGCUGGAGGUGCUGCUCUGGGUGCUCCUCUCUCUGCUGCCUCUAGUGGAAGGAGCUCAUAUGAAAGCUGGUGCUGCCAGUGUGGCAUCAGACUCGGGCAACGCUGUGGGCCUGCUGGGAGGGCAGGAGGAGCGAGAGCCUCCUGUGACGUUACCAGAGGUGGUGGAGGACGAGAAGCAGGAAGACGACAUUGACCCUUACACUACUUGGCACGCUCUAUAUGACCCAUUUGUAAUAGAAGAGGUGGAUGACCAUCCCAGUAGUCGUUGGGCGGGGCGCUCUCCACGCUCCUCUGACCCCACAGAGCCUCAACCCACAGGAUCACAGAAGAAAAAGAAGAAGAGGAAGAGGAAAGACAAGGAGGAAGUGGAAGAGACGGGGAAAAGAGAUAAAAAGGGCAGAGGUAAAAACAGGCGGCCAAAGCAGAGCAGCAGGGACUGCCGGGUGGAGAAGAGAGAGAUGAAGGUUCGGGACCUGGGCCUCGGGUUUGACUCGGAUGAGAUUGUCCUCUUUAAGUUCUGUGUGGGCUCCUGUCAGUCCUCAAGAACAAAUUACGACCUGGCCCUGAAGGCACUGCUGGAAAACGGGUCGGUGCCCCGGCGCAAAGUCAGCAGCCACCCCUGCUGCCGGCCCGACCGGUACGAGUCAGUUUCCUUCAUGGACGCCCAGACCACAUGGAGGACUAUCCAGUCUUUAUCUGCUGCCAGCUGCAUGUGUAUGGGCUGAAGAUACAAACAAGGGAGAGGCUGAUGAGAGCCGGUGUCAUCCAUCCUGACGGGAGAGGUGUCGAGACCUGGGUGUAGGAAGCAGCAAGAGGGGCGCACUGUCCUAUUCACAGAGCAGAGGAAAUACUGAUGGCUGCUCUAUGGCUUCCUGUGGUGCAUUGCCAGAUGAGGAUAAGGAGGAGUGGGUGCAGCUGCAUGAUAGAGGGCGAAGGUCAGAAUCAGAGAUUGAGGGGGAGGUCAGCAGAGAAUCACAGGCUGGAUUUACAGUCGUCUCAUCAAAGAAUAAUUGUUACUGGUUCUGGCAGGAUGCAGCAGACCAGUCAUUACUCAGAGAGGAGACGCUUUAUGGGAACAUGUUUUGAUGUAACAUGGGCGAGACAAAGCUCAAGAGACCCAGAGAAAGGACGCAGUUAAAGGACUGACACUGUGUUUAUAAACUGAAAAGACUGAUGUGAUGUUCACAAUAACUCACAGUAACGCCAGAAGUUCAAUAUUUCUUUUCUUCCCACACAAAGACGGGGACAUUACGUUGGGCCGUUUCUAUGUUCAGGUGAACUCAGCCAAAUGGAUGCCAUGCAUCUUCAUGUAUUACUGUAUAAAAGUAAAAUAUAUUUAUUUCUGAUAAAUUAUUUAUUUAUUAUAGCUUCAUAUGUGAGCUGUUUUUAUGAACUCUAUAUUGUAGAUAAAUAUCUAUUUAUUGCCUCAGAUUUUCUUGUCGACAGUUACUUCUGCUCACAGACAGUACGUGCAUAUCUGUUAAAAAUGCUGAUUUUCACCUUUGUUAACACCGUUCGAGACCGAGCUGAAUGGCUGAUUUUAGAUUCUAAUGAUUGGAUACACUUUACGUUUCUGGACAAAGUGUCCAAAAGUGCAGAUAUUGUCUAAUAUGUGACAUCAGAAACAAAUUGACCUGCAUUGAAACGAUGUGGUAAACUCAAGGAAUAUUUCCCCUUGAGACCAUCUCACAUACUUGAGAGCAAAGCUCAGGUUUUGUGGUUACUUCUGGAUAAUAACAUAGUUUUUCCCACAGAGAAAUAGAAAAGAAAAUCAGCUUCACAUCUAGAAUGUAUGUACAGCAAACAAG